GUAUAGGAGUGACUGACUGUUGGUUUCAUUCAUUUUGAUGCUUAUAGUGCUUGAAGUGCUUGUAUUCGCUAUACUGUAUUGCAUUGUAUGCUAUACUCAACGCUAUGCUAUGGGAGGCAGUAAUCAGUGAUCACUGAUUGCCAUCAACUCAUCACCAAAAAAGCGCCAUAAACUGUGAAACUGCGGACACGUUGUGACGAUCGUUGCCAUCAUUGGGAUCCGUUUGGGUGAUGACUGGCCGCCAAUGCAUGUGUGGUGUAUGUGUGAGAGUGUAGUGCGGGUGUGAGGGGUAGGCCUUUGGCUAUUGUGGUGACCAGUGGUGCACACUCUUCACGGCUGGCCUUUGGGUUUGUGUCUGCUUUGAUGUCUCUUCGCCACACAUGACAUAAUGAUAACCGUAUUAGACAUGAAUAGUAAUGCAUUCCUCCCUGUCUUCAGAUGACAUGUGCACCAAAAGUGUCGUUCGUUUUCGCUUUUCACUCAAAGAUAAUUGCGAGACAUUAGAGACAUUAGACCUCAAUCUGAGCGACAGUUCCAUCGAAACUCAAUCCAAAUAUCUGUCAACCAUUUGUUCCAUACGUUCGACAAUUGGUGUCAAACCUAAUAACCAAUUGAAUACCGAAAACCUUAAUAUGAAUAAAGGGCUCCAAAACGGCCAUCAAUUGAAUGACAAGAGCUUUAUUGAUCACAAUUUGGACAUUAACUCAAUCACCACUACUACUAGUUCUUCGAGCACCUCAUCGGUAGUGAGCACUUGUAUUGACAAUAUUGGCACCUCUUGUGAGCCAACAAUGGGUUUGUCAAACGCCACCUCCAAAGACAGUCUAACACAACAUCUUUUACUCAAUUCAUUGAAGUCCGGGAAACCAGAAAACGGACAGCGAAUCGAUUUGUCCUCCAUUUCGUGGACUGAUUUGAAACACAACUCAAACAAAGCCAUGGAUUCGGCCACACAUUCGCCACAAAUCGAGACCAUCAGUGAGAGUCAGACACUCGACAACAACUGUUUGGCUCAAAAUUCUCCUCUCACUGACCAAACUGUGGAUCAAAUGAUCGAAGAAGUCCUCAACAAAAGUGAUUCACAAGUGAGAGAAGAACUGACUUCUCAAUCAAUUCUCGAGAACAACACCAAUGAUGAACAACAACCGCAACAUCAGUGCUCUUCUGGACACCCCAUCGAUCACUUGAACGGUACGAAAAGUGAUGGACUCUUAGAGUGUGGACCGAAUUUGGAUACAGUUGUCGGGUUGGAAGCGAUAGAUGCGACCGAAGAGCACAUGUCUUUAGUCCGUCAAACGGAGCGAUUGAUGCGACGGAUCAGACGUUUGCAAUUCAGACAAACGCACAAACAUUUGACUCAACAAAUGAAAGCAUUUGUCAAAAACCAACAAAACGUGUUGAGCAUCGGGUGUCAGAGACAACCCGAACCCAACACCCCGUCUGUCACUCAACUUCAGUCCCACUCGAAUCCAGUCGAGGAUCGGAUGAAACUGUUAACUCCCGAAGGGGUGAAAGGGUUGUCCACUUCGGCUCUCGUCAAUCUCGUGAAGAGGUUGGGCUCAACGACCACUCCUAACAAUGAGUCCAACCAUUUGCGUGACUAUUAUGCCCAACAAACACCAAAUCGACCACAACUUCAAACCCCAUCCAUCACUUCGAGCCCCCAAUCAUCCACUCUUUUACCUCAAGUAACCCAAACGCCCACAACUGGGUCUCAACUCUCCCAACAAGUAUCCAAUUCUAGUGAGAAGUCGUCUUUAGUUAAGUUAUUACAAAAAAGUCAGUCCCAGUCGUCAUCACAACCGCAACAACACACCAGAGUUAACACCGAAGACAAAGACGCCAUUCUCAACACUAUCGACACACUGUCCACUAAUUUAAGACAUUUCGAAAGCAGAUUCGAUUCCGACGCCACUGACAGCAGUUCCGGAGGUGAGAGUUGUGAUGAACUCGAAGAUUAUAGUGAGGAUUCAGUGCCACAGCAUUCGACUCCCAUUCAACAAACCACUGGACACUUGUUUCCAAUGCGAAAGAGAUCGUGUUGGAAGUGGUGUGUGGAGAGGGCGGCCAUAGCAUCUCGAUGGACAUGGCUUCAGGCACAGGUCGCGGAUCUCGAAUUUCGGAUUCGGCAGCAAAACGAAAUGUAUCGACAAUUAAGGGCUACCAAAGGGUCGAUAUCUUUCGGAACGAGUGACCACAAUCUCAUGGUUCCGACGCCUGUUGUUUGCAAACCAAACACAUUGAGUACUUCAGUGACAACUAAUGGACAGCCACUGCAAACACAAAGCCAAGUGACGGGUGAUGUGUCGGCGCCACCACAACAACCGCCGCCGACACACGCCGAUAGUGAUAGUCAUUACUGUAUGCGAACUCUACCGAUGAAUAGUAUGCGAAAGCGAAAACUAGUCCACUCGAUGAGUGCUCUGUCGGGCGCCACCAGAAAAGCUGCUAAAUAUUCGACAAUUCAGUGCUCGUGCAAUGGUCUGCCGGACAUGAUGUGGCCGUGUGUGCUGUGCAACGGCCGCUACAGCUAUGUCCAUGUCAUCGACACCGACUCUAUGCCCCACUUCGAGAGGGUAGCCCUUCUCGACUCGGCCUGUCAUCCCGUACUCUCAUUAAACAACGGUAACUAUCGUUCACUCAUUUUGUGUCUCAUUUUAUGCCUCAAUUAG
Medioppia subpectinata is the source of this 2672-nucleotide messenger RNA. NCBI's taxonomy places the organism in Eukaryota, Metazoa, Arthropoda, Arachnida, Sarcoptiformes, Oppiidae. The record is from the annotation of a GenBank genome assembly.